CUUUUUUUCCUUCUUUAAGCAUCUUCCAUUUUCGUUCUUCAGAUUUUCCUUUAUAUACACCGUUUGUUUCGAUUAGGGUUGGUCUAGUUCAGAGAAAAAAAAAAGUUGGGUUGUGGCUUUUUCCUCUCCCUCGGCCUUGAUUCGCUGCUUCUUCUACUUUCUUCAGGUAAUUUAAUCGGAGAUCGAUGGGGAGUUCUGGAUUCUCGUGGAAAUUGCCCGAUCAUCCUAAGCUUCCGAAGGAUAAGACAGUGGCUCUUAUUGUUUUGGAUGGGUGGGGCGAAGCUAACCCAGAUCGCUACAACUGCAUCCAUGUAGCGGAAACUCCCACCAUGGACUCUCUUAAGAAGGGCGCCCCUGAGAAAUGGAGGUUGCUGAGGGCACAUGGUAAGGCUGUAGGACUUCCUACAGAAGAUGACAUGGGCAACAGUGAGGUAGGACACAACGCGCUUGGUGCCGGACGUAUUUUUGCUCAAGGUGCAAAGCUUGUUGACCUUGCUCUUGCCUCUGGAAAAAUAUUUGAAGGAGAAGGUUUCAAAUAUAUCAAGGAAUCUUUUGCUACCGGCACAUUGCAUCUUAUUGGAUUAUUGAGUGAUGGUGGAGUGCACUCUAGGCUAGAUCAGUUACAGUUGUUACUCAAAGGAGCAAGUGAGAAUGGUGCUAAAAGAAUCCGUGUCCAUAUUCUCACUGAUGGACGUGAUGUUUUGGAUGGUUCAAGCAUAGGCUUUGUAGAAACUCUUGAAAGUGACCUUGCCAAGUUACGUGAGAAAGGGAUUGAUGCACAAGUAGCAUCUGGUGGGGGCCGUAUGUAUGUCACAAUGGAUCGUUAUGAGAAUGACUGGGAAGUUGUGAAGCGAGGAUGGGAUGCACAAGUUCUUGGUGAAGCACCACACAAGUUCAAAAGUGCUGCUGAAGCUGUCAAGACAUUAAGAGCGGAAACCAAAGCAAAUGAUCAAUAUCUACCUCCAUUUGUCAUCGUUGAUGACAGUGGGAAGUCUGUGGGCCCAAUAGUGGAUGGUGAUGCUGUAGUUACCUUCAAUUUUAGAGCAGAUCGAAUGGUUAUGAUUGCCAAGGCCCUCGAGUACGAAAAUUUCGAUAAAUUUGAUCGAGUUAGGUUCCCUAAGAUUCGUUAUGCUGGAAUGCUUCAGUACGAUGGUGAAUUGAAGCUUCCAAGCCGUUACCUUGUUUCUCCCCCAGAGAUUGAUAGAACAUCUGGGGAAUAUCUUGUGCACAACGGUGUUAGAACCUUUGCUUGCAGUGAGACUGUCAAAUUUGGUCAUGUUACAUUCUUCUGGAAUGGAAACCGGUCUGGAUAUUUCAAUUCAGAAAUGGAGGAAUAUGUGGAGAUUCCUAGUGAUUCUGGGAUCACCUUUAAUGUUAAGCCAAAGAUGAAGGCUAUAGAGAUCGCUGAGAAGGCAAGGGAUGCUAUUCUUAGCCGGAAAUUCCAUCAGGUACGUGUUAACCUGCCGAACGGCGACAUGGUGGGGCAUACCGGUGAUAUCGAUGCCACAGUCGUAGCUUGCAAGGCUGCUGAUGAUGCUGUAAAAAUGAUCCUUGAUGCAAUUGAGAAAGUCGGGGGAAUUUACGUUGUCACUGCAGAUCACGGAAAUGCUGAGGAUAUGGUGAAGAGAAACAAGUCUGGACAGCCUCUUCUUGACAAAAGUGGCAACAUUCAAAUCCUCACUUCUCACACUCUUGAGCCGGUUCCUGUUGCAAUUGGAGGCCCUGGGCUGGCCCCUGGAGUCAGAUUCCGCAAGGAUGUUCCUAAUGGAGGACUGGCCAACGUCGCCGCAACUGUUAUCAAUCUCCAUGGUUACGAAGCUCCGAGCGACUACGAGACGACCCUAAUCGAGGUCGUUGAUAGCUAAGCGAGCGGCAUGGAAGAUCGGGUUAUUCGAGUAAGAUUAUGUUUUUACGAUUAACAGAGCGAGAAGACUGGCAAUGACUAUGCCGGGUUGUUGAAUAAAAACUUGUUUUGAUCUUUGGAUUCAUGUUCCUUGUUAUGGUCUGCCUAUGUUCAACCAUAACAUUGAGGGUAUAAUUCAACUGAGAAAUUUUGUUGACUCCUUCAGAUUUAAUUUAAUAGCCAAGUUUUGAGGGUUGAAAAACCUUCCAAUUUUCUAGUUU
Messenger RNA from Momordica charantia (bitter melon), 2124 nucleotides. RefSeq names its product Phosphoglycerate mutase, 2,3-bisphosphoglycerate-independent (gene IPGAM2). Gene Ontology annotation, molecular function: manganese ion binding. The record is from RefSeq and is a predicted model, not a curated record. Gene Ontology annotation, cellular component: cytoplasm. Gene Ontology annotation, biological process: glucose catabolic process. NCBI's taxonomy places the organism in Eukaryota, Viridiplantae, Streptophyta, Magnoliopsida, Cucurbitales, Cucurbitaceae.